AUGUCUCAGACUGCCAAGUCCGCCUCCAGCCAGGGCACCGAUGCCAAGGACAAGGGAGCCCCAGCUCCUGCUGCCUCCAGCAAGGCCACCAAGACCGGAGAGCCUGGCAUGGGAUCCUUCAGAAUCAUGCUGUUCGACCAGGAGAACUUCCAGGGCAGGAUGAUCGAGAUCCAGAAUGAGUGUAUGAACGUGUGUGACCGUGGCAUCGAUAGAGUGCGUAGUAUCAUUGUGGAGUGCGGCCCCUUUGUUGCCUUUGAGCAGACUAACUUCCGUGGGGAGAUGUUCAUCCUGGAGAAGGGAGAGUAUCCUCGCUGGGAUACCUGGAGCAACUCCUACCGCAGCGACUGCCUCAUGUCCCUCAGGCCCAUCCGCAUG
This is a messenger RNA of Plectropomus leopardus (leopard coralgrouper), 375 nucleotides long. The record is from RefSeq and is a predicted model, not a curated record. NCBI's taxonomy places the organism in Eukaryota, Metazoa, Chordata, Actinopteri, Perciformes, Serranidae.